AAGAAAAUUCAAAACAUAACCAAAGGUAAGUUGACAUAACCUACAAUACCAACGAAUGAAGUUUUGGGCCUUUUGAGGAAAUAUCUGGAGGCUAGAAGGUAUUAAAAAAUGAAUAUUUUUGGACAAGUAUCUAGACUCUUCCCUACUCCGUUGACAACACUUCAAGUGGCCAUCAGGAAUGCUUCGAAAAAAACUGGUGGUAGUACUAGAAAUUCUAGCCCAAAGGUAAGGCCUAAACAUAGGGGAUGGAAAAGACAAGAUGGACAUGAGGUACAAGCAGGAGCUAUAUUGGUACUGCAGAGAAACCUUCGAUUUCAUCCUGGUUUGAAUGUUGGUUUAGGUAGAAAUGGAACUCUGUUCGCUAUUACACCUGGUAAAGUCAUGGUUACAUGUGAGAAAGUAAACUUGAAUUGGGACCAUACAUGGGUUCAACGUUGCCAUGGGUUCAGGAAAGGUGUUGAUUUCUACAAAAAAUAUUUCAAUGUGGUGCCUAAAGAACAGCACAACAACUUCAAAUUGAUUGAACAAGUGUGAUUGCAAAUUGUGAAAUAGAAAAAAAUGUAUAGUGAAAACUGUUAGGUUCUAAAUGAAAUGCAGCUUAUUGAAUGUGAUUUGCAUUCAGAAAGUGCACUAUAAUAUAUUAUUAUAGGAUUAAA
Coccinella septempunctata (seven-spotted ladybird) is the source of this 656-nucleotide messenger RNA. It is a transcript of the gene mRpL27, whose product is annotated as 50S ribosomal protein L27. Gene Ontology annotation, cellular component: mitochondrial large ribosomal subunit; ribosome. The record is from RefSeq and is a predicted model, not a curated record. Gene Ontology annotation, molecular function: structural constituent of ribosome. NCBI's taxonomy places the organism in Eukaryota, Metazoa, Arthropoda, Insecta, Coleoptera, Coccinellidae. The transcript is spliced from 3 exons. The coding region runs from base 109 to 534 and encodes 141 amino acids. Gene Ontology annotation, biological process: translation.